Messenger RNA from Cyprinodon tularosa, 1522 nucleotides. Its product is annotated as homeobox protein Dlx3b-like. The transcript is spliced from 3 exons. The record is from RefSeq and is a predicted model, not a curated record. The coding region runs from base 186 to 1157 and encodes 323 amino acids. NCBI's taxonomy places the organism in Eukaryota, Metazoa, Chordata, Actinopteri, Cyprinodontiformes, Cyprinodontidae. Gene Ontology annotation, molecular function: RNA polymerase II cis-regulatory region sequence-specific DNA binding; DNA-binding transcription factor activity, RNA polymerase II-specific. Gene Ontology annotation, biological process: regulation of transcription by RNA polymerase II; embryo development; epithelial cell differentiation.
GCGCGCCCUGUAAUUAGGAGCUCUUGCUGGUUUGGGCGCCGCCCGCCACGGUGGACAGCCUGGCUGGCUGCUGCGUCAAGGGAGUUUGGGAACGCCAACUCCACAGUGAGUGAGGGUAGCAGGAGUUUAGAGCAAACAGGGCCGACUGCAGAGAAAGUUAAAACAACUGAAGCUAUCAGUUCAACAUGAACGAGCAAUCUUCACCUGCCUUUGAGGAGAAGAAACCUUCCCUGCCUUUGGCUGCGGGGACCCCGAUCUCCAACAAGGACUCCCCCCCCAACCUGUCGGAGUCCUCCGCUGACGCGGGCUUCUACAGCGGGCAGAGCGCGCUGCACCACGGCACGCAGGACUUUUACGCAGCGCAGCAGCCGUACGGAGCUUCUCACAUGAACCCGUACACCUACCACCACCACUACAACCUGAACGGGAUGGCCCCCAGCGGCGCGUACUCGGUGGGGAAAGCGGAAUAUCCGUACUCUCAUGCGGCGUACAGGGAGCAUGGAGCGUUCGGCCGGGAGGUGCAGUCUGCGCUGCAAGAAGGUGUGAAAGAGGAACCUGACCUGGAAGUCCGUAUAGUGAACGGGAAGCCCAAGAAGGUCCGCAAACCCCGGACCAUUUACUCCAGUUACCAGCUGGCUGUGCUGCAGAGGAGAUUCCAGUCUGCCCAGUACCUGGCCCUGCCAGAGCGGGCUGAGCUGGCUGCGCAGCUGGGCCUCACCCAAACACAGGUCAAAAUAUGGUUCCAGAACCGACGCUCCAAGUUUAAGAAGCUCUACAAGAAUGGAGAGUUUCCACUGGGGGAAAUCCCUUGCGAACAUAGCCCAGAUGCCAGCGAUUCCAUGGCCUGCAACUCUCCCCCAUCCCCGGCUGUGUGGGACACCACCAGCAGCAACAACACAAAUGGCAGCAGCAACAGUAUAAGCAACGUCACAAACGACAACAGCCUGAAGAAUAACUCAAUGCUGGAUCCUGCCAGCAGGGGCCAGGGGCCCUAUCAGCCUCCAGUUAGUUCCUCUUCUGCUUACAUGGAUGAGUUUGCACAGCAUAACUGGUACCAGCAGCAGGGGGCACAUUUAGGUCUGGCCCAGUCAGGCCAGAUACAUCACACACCACCAACAGCACCCUCAGAUGCUCAGAGUAUGCGAGCCAUCUACUGAGGCUACAAAUCUGGACAAUCCAAGCCCUGUGCUGAAAAAACUUUUAGGGAUUUCUUUUUUCCUUUUUUAAGGCAUUUCAGCUUUGCUGUGACCCAAAUUACUUGACAGAGAACAUCCACAAGCAAUGACUUGUAAAAAAUACAAAAGGGGGCUGAAAACAGUGUCGCAUCAUUGUGCUCCUUACCCACUCCCAGUUGGACUCAUAACCUUGGGGGAGAUUACAUGGAUUGAAGUGUUUUGCACUGCAUAGUCUGAUGACAUUUUGUGAUUUCUAUUCUUUUUUUUUUCCCUUUGAAAUUUCUCCAUAUUUAACUUGCAAACAUUUAAUUAUUUGGUCAUUGAAAUAAAUUAUGUUGUAGACACGU